CAGCGCUAGCCGCUUAGUCACCUGUAGGCCGUCAAUUUCCUCAUGUCAGCACUGUUCAACUUUCAAUCUCUACUUUUGGUCAUCUUGUUGAUGAUCUGCACUUGCACCUACGUCCGUGCAGUUGCCCCACGUCUAGUUGAUAGAAACAAGGCAGGAUUCCUCGGACUUUUCUUCAUGUCUGCGCGGAUAGGAGAACGCCUCUCGCCAUAUGUCGCAUUAGCAUGCGUGGCCAUGGCGGUGACAAUGAUCGCACAGUAAUCAUACAG
Suillus discolor is the source of this 266-nucleotide messenger RNA. RefSeq names its product DUF1242-domain-containing protein. The record is from RefSeq and is a predicted model, not a curated record. The coding region runs from base 43 to 258 and encodes 71 amino acids. The transcript has 5 exons. Gene Ontology annotation, biological process: intracellular transport; protein secretion. NCBI's taxonomy places the organism in Eukaryota, Fungi, Basidiomycota, Agaricomycetes, Boletales, Suillaceae.